Molecule: messenger RNA, 6569 nt
Organism: Asterias rubens (European starfish)
Lineage: Eukaryota; Metazoa; Echinodermata; Asteroidea; Forcipulatida; Asteriidae
Product: E3 ubiquitin-protein ligase RNF31-like
Exons: 21
Coding region: 184-5040 (1618 amino acids)
Biological process (GO): protein linear polyubiquitination
Cellular component (GO): LUBAC complex
Molecular function (GO): zinc ion binding; ubiquitin protein ligase activity; K63-linked polyubiquitin modification-dependent protein binding
Source: RefSeq, a predicted model, not a curated record
AGUGAAUUAAUAAGUCAAAUAGGUUGCUUUUUUUUUUUUUUUACAUUACAAUGCUCAUUAUUUCCUGAAUUUGUUGUAUGGACAAUGGAUGUGUUUGUAUAGUGGUCAUGUUUCGCACAAAAAUACUUCAAAACUCAGUUGAAUCUCUCUGGCAACUCGGCAAGCUAUUCAGUAUGCCUUAGUAUGGAUACACCAUGUACAACUGCAGCAGCUCUGCAGCGGCCAAGCGUGUUGGUGCCGAAACAAGAGGAGCCAAUUGCCACCGCGGUCGAUUCCAAGUAUGCCAAUCUCGAUAACAAGGUUUUAGAGACGGUGAAAGAGCUCCAUGUGCAACUCGAAAUCCUCCUGAAGACCAUUCCAUUGGAUGAGAGUAGGAUUCAGACGACCCUGGACACAAUAGUUUCACAGAAUUGUCCUCUUCCGGCCAAAUUUUCACGGAUCGACGUGUCUGAUCUCCUGAAGAAGAACAAGAAUAUCAGAGGAGAGGAAAGUUUGAAGAUUCUUGUGUCGGCUCUAGGUCUGCUGGAGAAGUACGGACGGAACUUGCUGAGACCCAAACGCCCCACGCUAUGGAAGUGUAUCUUCUUUGCGAAUAGUGUCUUUCGGACGAGGGUGGACAUUAUAAAGGGUGCCAGACACAUAUUGCAGCUUAUGGGAUACUCAGAAGUGGUCGAGGAUGGUUUGAGCUUUCCUACCGAUUCAGAAUCUGCCGACCCGGACGUCGUUGCCAACAUAACCGCCGACCUCGCGAUCGCCAAGACGGAGAUCGACAUGUACCAUCUGAAGCAGCACCCUUACCCCUACCGCAUCAAGGACUGCCUCGACGGCACCAUGACCAUGAUCCAGAUCCCGGGCGACUCGCCCUCGGGCACUCCAAAGUCGUUCUUUGUGCGUCGCCCGGAAGAGGGGCGGGCGACCAUCUACGAGAAUGUCCCCAACCAGUCUCAGCCGUUCCCAACACGGAAUCCACCAAACAACAUCCAGUUGAAGCAAUCUCAAGCGCCGGUCAUCGCGAGUAAACCCCAGCAUUACGCAUUCUCGGAGAAUGUCUUCUCAAACAAUGAUGGGAUCGUCAGUAAGAUCGGGAAUCUUGCUUCUAAGGGCAGCCAGGUGCCCGGUAAUAAAGGCUUUGGGUACUUCGCCCAGAAUCCAGAGUGCGUUGUAACAGUUAAGGACUCGACGCAGGAGAUCAAUCCGCAGCCUGCUAAGCAGACAAGUGCUGUGGUUCAUGUCAGGGGUCAGGCUGAUCAGAUGAAGGCCACCGACUCAGAGGAGACUGAGUGUGUCAUGUGCGGAAAGAAGACAGCCAACAUGCAGUGCCCCACAUGUCCCGGCCUACGCUGUGAGUCAUGCGACAGACAGUGGCACAUCCACCCCAGCCGGCGAUCCCACCAGCGCAAUCAAAUAGAAGCAAGUCCCGUACCUGUGUCAUUUCCCCCGAUCAUCUUCUGCAACGUCUGCGGCACGGAGCCGGCCACAGUGCUGUGCAACAACUGCAGCAGUAGCUUCUGCGGGCAGCACGACGUGUUGUUCCACAAUCAUCCCCAGCGUGGGAAUCAUGUCAGACAGCUGUUGAGUAUCGAGCCACAGAUUCCCACGGCGGAGAGCCCACCACCUAAGAAUAUAGUGCUGUCACCUGUAGACACUCCGCUGUCACAAUCGACGCAAGAUUCUUCGAGGACCCCAGAGUCAAGCUCCCGCUCUGGAAGUACUAAAAAAAGACCAGUUCCUGCUCCGAGAACCUCUGUGAAAAAGUCAAAUAAAAGUGAUUCAUCACAGCCAAAUUUGAGUCCAGUCGAGGGCUCCAAAUUUGAUGACGAUGUGUUCAAUGGGCAAGCAAAGCCAGCCUAUGCUGAUCUCAAGGUCCAAGCCAGGGAAAUCACCAGGACACAAUCAGAUACGAUGCCCAUCAAGACCAAGACAGCGCCUUCUUCCAACCCGGAGCCUUUUUACUCCCUCCCAGCAAACACUAACAAUGUCACAGCCCUGUUGGAAAAUGUGGUGAAGAGGGACAUUGCAGUCCUCCAGAAGAUCCGCGGACUCCGAUCUGCCAUCACCACGGAAGGCUUGGCGGUAGAGGGCUCGCUGAAGGCUGAGGAGAGACACCUGCUGGCAGAACACACAUUGCUUCUGAAGAAGCAGAAAGAGUUGGAGGAAUCCAUGAAGGGGUUGGGCUUGAGUAGCAGCACAGAAGAGGUCGAGGUGGUGAGGAAGGACCCAGUGGCCAGUAAAGAAUCCCACGUCAAACCCUCGCCUAGAUCGGUCGCUCAAGACGUCAUUCCAACUACCCCGGUUAAGACAGUUGGUGCUGCGGUAAACCUGGACGAGGUGUCCCGCCAGACUGUUCAAAAGACCCAAGCAGUGCCUACUCCUACGAGACGUAGAUCCACAUCUCCACCGGUGCCUCAGAAGCCUAACUUUGCUUCAAAGUCUCAACAUGCUGAACAGAGGCAUAGCCCUGCAGAUAGCACCCCCUUAGAGGCACAGUCAGGGUCAGUAUCAACACCUUCUGCUGACGUUUACAAACCCCCGCAGGUUUCUCCGCGCCCACAACUCUCUGCCACCGGCCCGGGACGAGUACAGCAACUCGCCACUAACAUAAGGCUGACUACCCCAGCUGGCAACAACAACUCUGUCCGACUCGAGGCAUGGUUUUGCCCCCAGUGUGGCGACCACAACACAUCGCUACAAUGCCUACGCUGCAAAACUCAGAUGCCUCUAAGCAGCAACACAGGACCAUCCGUAGCAGCGUUAGGUCAGCAACUCGGAUCGGCCAUUCCAGUAGGGGUGCCUCAAACCUUAGCAAAGCCUUCUGUGAAAAUGCAACGCGAUGUGCAACCUCCUCAAGGAUGGGUUGAUAGUCAGAUUGGAGAUAGUCAACAGUCAACAGCAGGUGCUACUGUAGGUGCUGCAGCUACUGCUGGUGACAAACCACAGCCAUUGCAUAAUUUCUUUCUUCUCCAACAGCUUGAUGAGAUUGCUGUUGAGAAGCAGAGAGCAAAAGAAGAAGAUGAGAGGAAUCAAGCCAGAGAGAAAGAAGAAGUCAUCAUGACGCAGACGGGUCUCUUUAUAACACCGCGAUCAAGGAAACUGAGAACGAUGGUCAGCCCAGAUCCACCUGCAGCAGGUCCCACCAAAAAACAACCGAUUCUCAACCAAGUAGCAGCAGCUGGGUUAGCACAAGUCAUACGGACGGAAGAUAGGAGAAGACUUGAUGAGCAAUGGGCUCAGAGUCUGGCUUAUAUUAAACUACUACAGGAUGCAGAGGACUGUGGGUUUCUACCAGAGGACGUCAUGGUGGCAACAGAGUCUAUAAACAGGACCGGCGGCCAACAGGGCCAGGAACUCCAAUGGCUACAGAGUAACUGGGAAGAUUACAUCUACACCGUUGUAGCUAUGUCCACCAAUCAUCUGAAGAAUGAGGUCGGCCAGAGCGUAGGGGUGGUGACUAGCCAAGAGGCCAUGAUGGCCCUGAGGAAACAUUACGGGUGUGUUGAGAAGGCAGUGGAGGAGUGUGUCGGUGCUGUUCAAAGAAGGGUCUUGAGUCUAGUGGACCUGGGGUUCGAUUAUCAGCGUGUCUACGAAUCCCUGGCCGAUGUUGAAGGCAAGACGGACGAUGCUUUGAUUCGACUCAACAAAGGGCUGGCGAAGGGCUUUGCCGAUCGUAUCUGGCAAGAAGACAACGAAGACCUUGAUACUCAAGAAAGGGUGAUUUUAAACCACGGGGCGGAGGAUCGACUAGUAACGGUCAAUAGGCGCCUUCGUCUCCUUCUAGCGGACUACGAACUUCCCAGCUGGGGUCGCGCUGAAACCGCGGCCCGAUUGAUCGAUACAAGAAAGUACGCGACGGAGGACGCUAUCAUCGCUGCUCGGGAGUGUGGAGACUUCCAGAGAGCUACCCAGUACUUGGAAAAGACAUGCUCGAUUUGCUACACGGAGUUUCCCAUGAAUAAGUUAAACACCUUGAUAAACUGUCAGUGCACGAUCUGCUUGGAGUGUCUCCAGAAUCACUUCACCGUAGUGGUUCGUGAUCGUAACAUCCUCAACGCCACCUGUCCAGCCUGCGACAUGCCGGACCUGAGAGAGGGUGAGGUCGACGCCAUGUCGGACUACUUUGGAUUCUUAGAUAUGCUGCUGAAAGGCUUUUUGGAUGAAGCCACGUACGGUUUGUUCCAGAAUAAACUGCUGAUGUGGAACCUCAUGAAGCAGGAUGACUUCAGAUGGUGUUCACAUUGUGGCAACGGCUUCAUCAACGAAGCCCCCGGUCGACGUAAAAUGCGUUGCCCAGAGUGCAACAAACUUACGUGUUUCCAGUGCAAGAAACCGUGGAUGGAUCAACAUGAGAACAUAACCUGUGAUGAAUUUCAAGCAUGGAAAGAGGCGAAUGAUCCCAACGCACAGCUCCAAGGGUUGGCCAUACACCUCAAGGAAAAUGGAAUCGAUUGUCCAAAAUGCAAGAUGAGGUAUGAGUUGGCAAAGGGCGGAUGUAUGCACUUCAAAUGUGGCAUGUGCACUCAUGAGUUUUGUAGCGGCUGCAAUGCUCCUUUCAAAAAGGAUUGCCGUAAGUUUUCAAAUUGUCUAGGUAAGGGCCUUCAUGCCCAUCAUCCCAGAGAUUGUCUCUUUUAUCUUCGAGACCUCGACAUCAACACACUCAAAAAACAUCUCAAGAAGCACAACAUUGACUACAAGCGAAACCAUCCCGCUAGUCAGGAAGCAGUGUGUACUGUCAUGGAGCAAAAAGAGGGGCCAGGAGGCCUGGCAGACGCCCUCUGUGGCCGGGAUACUGUCCGCUCUGGUCUUUGCGAGAUACACUACAAGGAGUACUUGGUCAGUAAGAUGAACCAGAAUCGCAUUGAUCCUGCCGAUGGGUUUAACAUAGAGGGUCUAUGCAUCAUUCUAUUUAGGAAUAACCUUCCUUCACCAGCCAGGGCAGAUAACGAACCUGAGGCUACCUACAGGGAGAGGAUGCUACAGGAGGUGAAAAGAAAUCUGCCUCUAGAAGAGAAGAAUCCAAGAGAUAGAAGUCAGUCGGUAAAUUGAAAUUAAUCUUUUGGAAAUACUUGAGUGUUUCAACCUAGAUGAAACCUGCAGGAGAUACUCCGUGAAAAUUUAUAUGAAAUCUUCCGGAGAUACUCAGUGAGUGUUGCAGCUUAGAUGAAAUCGGGAAAUUUUUGGAUUCUUUAACCAAUGUCCGCCUGACUGGUUUGAAAACAUAAAUACUGUUCCUGCCGAAGCCCAUGUAGCGCUCAUUUACUUGCAAAUGAUCAUACAAUUUCAGCAAACUGUACAUAGUUGUCUCUUAUGUGAUUAUGAAUUUUCCAACUGAUACCACUAGAAAUGUUAGUAUAAAGAAACACUUUGUUAUGGGUACUGUUUGCAUACGAGUUUCCCUGUACCUAAGCGAUUUAUGUUUCUUAAGAAAAUCCCAUAGAUUAAGGCUGAAAGGUUUGGUUUUUCACCAUCAUGUUGACGCACCAAUAUUUUUCCCAGCUAGAAUUCGGGUGCUGUUCAUAAUAUUGUAUUUUCUUGUCUCAUUGCAUUACCACAUUUUCCACUACGGAGCAUGCACGGACUAUCCAAUCAAGCAAAAAGCUUUUGUUUCACCCACACAAAGCAAACAGGUAGUAGUCAAAGCAUGGCGGUAGAAACCUCCAUGGUCCAAGCAAGCAAUGCUGGAACUCUGCCAAUGUGUUGGUCAACUCUGUAAUCCCCAAUUACAGGCCUUUGUCCUACUGAUUGAAAGAGAGGGAUUACAGACCUUUGUCCUACUGAUUGAAAGAAAGGGAUUACAGGCCUUUGUCCUACUGAUUGAAAGAAAGGGAUAACGGGGCUUCUAGGGGUUUCAGGGGCCAAUUUCACAAAGAUCUAAGAUUGAUCUAACUGCAAAUCAAUUGUAGUUGCAAAGUGAAGUGUGAUGUCACAAUACAAAUCACUAUGGUAAUACUGAAAAUGUGUCUUGCAAUAAACUGUAGUUGUAUUCAAUUUAUUAGUUAAACAAAUGCGCUGGGGGCUUGACAAAAGGCCAUGAAUUGAACGCCCUUUUCUGCAGUCAUUUCAAGCUAUCUGAGGGCCCAAAUUCAAAGAGCUGUCUAAAACACAAGAAGUCUCCGUAGCUAUGAAACACAACAUACUUACUUAUAAAAACAUAAGGUUAUAUAUGUUUUCUCGGUCAAUUUCGGAAAAUGAGCAGCUAAUUUAACCACCAGCUUAUUAUACGCAGUACUUACCAGAGCUCUGUAAAAAAAAAUUUACAGGCAUAUUUCCCGGGUGGGUUUUGAACCCACGACCUUUGCAAUUCUAGAGCAGUGUCUAUUCAAACUUGCCAAUCGAGAAUAAGGUUACCAGCCAGAAUACUGUGUCAAAUGUACCAUAACUGGACUGGUACCCUGCUCGUUUUUUGCUUAGCAGAAAUUUCUCAAGCAAUUUUCUCUGAAUUGGAUCCUGCUCAUAUUCAAAAAUUGAUUGGCCAUAUCAAUGUAGUCAGACAUUUUGCGGUUAAAGGCAGUGGACUCUAUUGGUAAAUUCUCAAAAUAAUUAUCACCAUAAAACCUCACUCGGUAACGAGUAAU